AAUGGGCCGUAAGAGGCGCUGUCAAGCUGCUCUUCGUUAUACAAUAAUAAUUACUCAGGAAUUGCGCUUGCCAGAGGGAAAUUAUGAGUGAAAUUGCAGAAGCGCAAAGUGUUAUUACUGAGCAGGAGCGAGAGUUGGCUCAAAAUGUGCUGUCGGAAUUCCAAAAGAGUUGCUACCCUUCGUGCUUGUCGUACUUGAACAAGCUGGAGAGCCUCAGGCCUACCGAUCUCAAAGUUACACACAAUAAAGUCGUAGUGGAGUAUUAUAAGAGUGACCUCAGGAAAACUGAGCUGACCCGCAAGAGCUUGAACGCUAUAUGCGGCCAGAUAUCAACGACGGAUUCUCACGAGGCUAUCGACGACGUCGACAAGUGUGUUAUUAGAUAUAACCAAGCCGUUUUACUCUAUCACACUAAGCAGUAUAAUGCUGCCCUUCAAAUCAUGACUAGGCUCUUUGCCUUUAUCGAGCCAAUGGAAGAAACUUUGGCGCACAAGGUUUCUCUGCUACUCAUCGAAUUGUACAUAGUAACGGAGCAACCAGACACAGCUCUGUCUCUAUUAAAUUAUGUCGAGAGCCAGUUUAUAUCUACCGACAAUUCCAAGCUAACGUCCGUCGAGAAAGAUGGAGUAAUGAAAUCUAUCAAGGAGCAAAGAGAGCAAAAGAAAGAUGCUGGCGACGCAGCGACGGAUGCAUUCAAGAUUAAGCUCUUCAAGUAUAAAGCGAGAAUAUUUCUUUUGACUCAUCAAUUGAAACUUUGUAAGAAAGAAUGGAAGACGUUAGUUUCAUUGGGCAUAGUGAAUACAUCGACAAUCUUGUUGAAGGCUCAUCUCGAGUAUUUACGAGGAAAUUACGAAAAGGCAAUACAAUUUUUGAAUUCUAAAAUGAAAGAAAAUUUAGAUUUUAAAUUAUGUGGGGAAUCUUCGGCUGUUUUGUUUUAUAACAAUAUGGCAUGUCUGAAUCUCGCAAUGGGUAAGCCGACUCUAGCUUGUUCUUACCUUCAGACAGCUUUACGUGCAAAUAAAUGUGCGUUGGAGAGCAUGCAAGUCAAAGACACUGAUCCGUUGUCUUCUCAACCGUUGUACACGCUCGGGGGCAAUAAACACUACGAGUUGAUGUAUAGUUUGGGUGUAUCAUUGUUGUACGCUGGUAAACCGUCAAAAGCCUUUGAUUGCUUCACAGAAGUAGCACAAAAGGUACACAAUAAUCCCAAACUCUUCCUCAGAAUGGCAGAAUGCUGUAUCUACAGCCAUAAACAUUCGAACGAAGUUGAUUUCGAUAUUCCAAAACGGCGUAAAGAUUUGGUGCAGAAGAUAAUAAGUUGUGGUAUUCAUAAGAAAAUCAUACUAGCCACGUCUCUUUCGAAGGACGUUGGAUAUCAUUCGGAAGGCCUAUCCUAUGCUAUUCCACAACCAACGUUGGAAUUUGGCUAUUUGUGUCUGAAGAAUGCAUUACUUUUACUACCAAACAAUAAUGAGCUGAACGUACCUGUAACAACUAUGGCGAAUUCAGUCUCGCUAUCGUUAACAUCUGGUCACAAUUUAGGUAUUCAACAUGUAACGCUAAUGUCGCGAGCUACAGCUAUCGAAUCUUUCAACUUAAAAAUUAGUGUCUUGGCUGCUAGCGCUUAUGUCUCUUUGUGUCUUGGAGAUUAUAUACUUUCUCUCGAACAUGCAAAGGCAUUGUUAAGCUUCAACAAGUUGCCGGGUGCAUAUAAACUACUAGGUAACUUGUAUGCCGCUGAAAGUUUGAUAUUCAUGGACAAACUUAGCGAGGCAUUCGAGUACCUCAAGCUAGAAGAUCUUCAAGAUUUACAUACAUUUAUAUCUAUGCCUGAAAUUCAGGAGAAGGAUAAAGAAAAGGUGGAGGAAGUCAUGGUAAAGCCUGUAAAAGCGUGGUAUCCUACAACAGUUUCUACAGGCACUGCUGUAAUACGUUACAACUUGGCUGUGGCUUAUGCCAUACGAGGUGAACUAGACAAAUCUGGAGAAACCUUGAAACAAAUAUGGAUGUCGAAAGAACCAGAUUGUGAUAUACCUAUACAAGUGAUAAUGUUGGCCUUGUAUAUAGAGCUACAAUUAGGUCAUGCUGACGUUUCAAAAUCAAUAAUAAAACAACAUUGUCCACAGUAUCGUUAGCAAUCGAGAUAUAUGUCGAUUUGGAACAUAUACAUUUAAGUAUUUUUUAUUUAUCGAUGCGAGAAUGUCAAAACUUUUAUAACAUCUUUCUACAUGAUUAUAUUUCUAAGAAUAAUGAAUUGUUGAAAUUAUUGAAAGAGAAAGAAAAAAGAGGAGCGAGUCGCAUACAAGUAACACUCUCGAGGUAGAUAUUAGAUCGAUACUAAUUUUAUUUUAGAUAGAAUCGCACUUUACGCGCAUUAUAAUAAAAUACGAUGUAGUUGGUUUAGCAUAAAGUAAAAAUGACCUUUUCUCAAUUAUAAAAUUAGAAUUUUAUCCAUUACUCGUUUUCUAGGUAUAUCGGGGUUAUCUUUCUUCUUCUAAAGAAUUAAACUACGUGGCACUUUUUCAUCGAUAAGUCGAUUCAUUUCGUUAGUAAUAUUGUUGGGGGGGAAAAAAGGUACAUUUCGUAUAAAAUGAUAUUAAAUUGCUUUCCGAAUGCCGCAAGUAUAUUUUACAAGAUAUUGCAUAUUCUCGGUAGCCUUGUCUUGCUUAAUUAUUGUCGAAUAACUCAAGUUUAGCAAAUUUUGACUACGUGACACGGGCUUUGCACUCGAGACGAUUUCAAAUAUGAUGAUGAACAAACUAUGUACGACCACGUUUACACGUCAUUCGGUUUUAUCUGGUUUUUAUGAUACGAAAAAAAUACACAUAUAAUUUUACAGCCGUUGACGAAUAUACUAUAUGUUUACGUAUAGUGGUGCUCUAUACGUUUACAUGUGCGUAGUGUAUAUAACUUUGAAAUAUCGCGAGUUUGCUUUCGCUAUAUUUCGUUGAAGAAGAACCAAGUUGCAUGCAUCGUAGGUUACGAUAAUUCGUAAAUGCAGCAAAUGUGGUGAAACAGAUGUAGACUUGUAAAGAAUCGUGCAAGUAUUGAGUUGUAAUUCGAGAUAAAAUGUGUUUCUCUGAGAAAAGAAUUCAUUAAAGGUGGCGUCAUCCCCCCAAACAAGUCUAUGUAAAUUCAUUGUAUGCCAAUUAAUCUGUCGAAAAACGUAACGUCGCUUGAUAUAAAUGAAAUGACAAUGAA
Vollenhovia emeryi is the source of this 3201-nucleotide messenger RNA. It is a transcript of the gene Not10, whose product is annotated as CCR4-NOT transcription complex subunit 10. The transcript has 9 exons. Gene Ontology annotation, molecular function: protein binding. Lineage: Eukaryota; Metazoa; Arthropoda; Insecta; Hymenoptera; Formicidae. Bases 84 to 2135 code for a protein of 683 amino acids. Gene Ontology annotation, biological process: negative regulation of translation; mRNA catabolic process. Gene Ontology annotation, cellular component: CCR4-NOT complex. The record is from RefSeq and is a predicted model, not a curated record.